Talaromyces rugulosus is the source of this 1524-nucleotide messenger RNA. RefSeq lists its product as uncharacterized. Bases 1 to 1524 code for a protein of 507 amino acids. The transcript is spliced from 4 exons. The record is from RefSeq and is a predicted model, not a curated record. Lineage: Eukaryota; Fungi; Ascomycota; Eurotiomycetes; Eurotiales; Trichocomaceae.
AUGGCUACCACCUCCCAACUCCCCGGCAUCUCCCUACAGGUGACUGUCACAAUAGCACCAGAGAACGUGCCGAAAUUCUUCGAGCUGUUCAAACCCGUGUACGAAAAAGUGAUUGAAGAACCAGAGUGUACAUUUUUCGAAGUGUAUAUAUCGCCCGAAAACCCUGGAGUUCUCUCGUGGGUUGAGAAUUGGACCCAGUCUAUUGAGUGGCUCUUUCAGAACCAGCUUUCAAAGGAGUACUACAAAGAUGCAAACAUCGUCGCAAUUGUGUGUUUGGCAUCAGUGACUGAACAUUUUUUUAUCAUCAUGAGCGGCCUUCGUGGGAUGGUGAAGGACGGGUGGCAUCCCAAAGGAAAACAGGGGGGCAAGGAAAGCUGGCGGGGGGACUUUAAAGGGAUCGGCCAGGUGGCUGGCUGGAUGGGAAAGGGCAAAGAUCCAAACGCAGACGACCAGGCAGAGCAUGUUUCGCGACCGCUCACAUCUCUCAAGGAUCCAUCGUCGUUUGGCCCGCCACCCAAGCGCAACGGUGCCUCGGCCGUUGUUUCGCCUGGAGCAACAACACCAACAACAACAACAACAUCAAGCUCAAGGAGUCUUGGUGCCGCGGUUCCGCAGUCAUCGCAUCGAGCAGCAGCAGCAGAAGAAGAAGACAAGCCGGCACCGCCGCCUGUGCCAUAUCGAGCCAAUCAAUCCGGGCUUAAAACAGACCAUCUUCCUCCGCCUCCUGUCCGACAUAACACGGAUUCUGUUUCACAGCCUGUCUCUUCGCCGAGCGCCAGACCAAGUCUUCCGCCGCGGUUGCCAGCGCGAGGCCCUGCUCCUCAGUCGGCCUCGCCUCCGCCACCUCCGUACUCUGAGACGGAUGAUAAUGUAACGCAGAUGAAUCAAGGCGCCGUGUCUCGUUUGGGACAGGCGGGUGUGUCUGUACCGGGGCUGGGGAUUGGUGGAACGGGCAGUGAUAAAUCAGCUACGGUGCAGACGAAUCUCAACAAACAAGUCAAUGAACUUCAUCGGUACGGUAACAUGUCAGCCCAAGAGGACUCGCAAAACCAUGUGGCAGAUUCUAAAAACGGAACUACAUAUGGACAAACCCAAGAAAGAUAUCAGAACACGGACAAUAAUAGCGCUUCAUCGGCGUCGGCACUGGACAGCCGAAACAUGGGGGCAACAGCCAACAACCUCCGGCAGCGCGGCGGGGAGCAGUUUGAGGCAGGGAAGAAGAAGCUCAUUGCUCUUAAUCAGAAACACAAAAUCACGGAUCGCAUCCAUUCGUAUUUCGAACAGCCACCUGCGUCGUCAGGCCAAGAGUCGGCGGCUCCGGCUCCACCACCUCCUCCUCAUCCAAGCAAUAAUAAUGCAAAUCUCAGCCGGCAGAACUCCAACAACAUUGAUGUUGAGGCUCUGAAUAAACGAAAGCCGCCGCCGCCGCCGCCUCCAGCCAAGAAACCGGGGCUACAGGCGAAGCCAGUGGGCAGCAGCACUCCCUCGCCGCCGCCGUUGCCUUUGGGCACGAAACCUCGAUGA